Molecule: messenger RNA, 939 nt
Organism: Hemicordylus capensis (graceful crag lizard)
Lineage: Eukaryota; Metazoa; Chordata; Lepidosauria; Squamata; Cordylidae
Product: olfactory receptor 49-like
Exons: 2
Coding region: 1-939 (312 amino acids)
Biological process (GO): G protein-coupled receptor signaling pathway
Cellular component (GO): membrane
Molecular function (GO): olfactory receptor activity; G protein-coupled receptor activity
Source: RefSeq, a predicted model, not a curated record
AUGUGGAAUGACACCAUGGUGAAGGAAUUCAUCUUGUUGGGCUUUACUGCCAGCCAUCAACUUGAGAUCUUUCUUUUCCUCCUGCUAUUCACUGCAUACUUUUUGACCAUGAUAGGUAAUAUUGUGAUUAUUGCAGUCACACUGGUGACUCAUGAACUAUUCUGCACCCCUAUGUACUUCUUCCUACAACACAUUGCAGUUGUGGAGAUUGGGUAUACCAGUGCCGUAAUUCCCAAAACAUUGGCCAACAUGGCCACAGGCCAUAAGACUAUAUCUUUACCUAGUUGCUUCAUCCAAACCUUUCUAUAUUUUUUCUUGGGGACCACAGAGUUCCUUCUGCUGGCAGUGAUGGCUAUUGACCGAUAUGUAGCCAUCUGCCACCCACUUCGGUACUCAACCAUCAUGAACAGUCAAAUGUGCACCUUGUUGGUGCUUUGUUCUUGGGUUGGAGGGUUGUUCCUGAUUAUGGGUCCAGCGGUUGCAUUAUUUCAGAUGCCCUUCUGUGGCAAAAAUGUCAUCAACCAUUUUUUCUGUGACAGUGGACCAUUGUUCAAACUUGUGUGUGUUGACACGAGUCUUCUGAAACUCAUCAGUUUCUUCAUUGCUAUUCUCUCUCUCUUUGGCACCUUGGCCAUAAAUGUUGUGUCCUAUGCCAAUAUUAUUUCUACCAUCAUGCAUAUCCCAACAGCCACAGGGAGGCAGAAGGCCUUCUCCACUUGUGCUUCUCACUUCACUGUAGUCUCCAUCACUUAUGGUAGUUGCAUUUUCAUGUACGUGAAACCAAAAGGCUCCAGGGAGUUCGACUUCUCCAAAAUGGUGGCUGUUCUUAACACCAUUGUGUCCCCUCUCCUGAUCCCAUUCAUAUUCUGCCUGAGGAACAAGCAGGUUCAGGAUGCCUUGAAAGCUUUAUUCAAAAAAUACCUCAGUAAAAUGAUGUAG